GUAAAAUUAGGUUGGCAGGACGUGUGGGCAUCGGUUUGAUCUCUGCCUUGAUUAAAAGGUGGAAAGGUAAAUACAGAAAGAAAUAGGUAAAGAAAUACCUUUUGACAAAGUCCUGCUCAUGAAAGAUGGAGAUCACAUCGUAUUAUACUAAACUUCUGGGAGAACUAAAUGAGCAGCGUAAGCAGGACUUCUUCUGUGACUGCAGCAUAAUUGUGGAGGGAAGAAUUUUCAAAGCUCACCGGAACAUUCUAUUUGCUAACAGCGGCUACUUCAGGGCCUUGUUAAUUCACUAUAUCCACGAUAGUGGACGCCCUAGCACUGCUUCGUUGGACAUUGUCACAUCUGAGGCCUUUUCAAUUAUUCUGGACUUCCUUUAUUCUGGAAAGUUGAACCUUUGCAGUAAAAAUGUUAUUGAAGUAAUGUCGGCUGCUAGUUAUCUACAGAUGACGGAUGUGGUCAGCUUUUGCAAGUUGUAUAUUAGAUCUUCUCUUGACAUCUGUGUGAAAGAUGAAAAGGAUGAUGAUUGCAGUCAUGUGGAGAAUGGAAAUAAUAUAAAUGCCUUUGGAGAUGCCGUGUCCUUCUGUCGGAAUCAAUGUCCAAACCCUGUUCCGACAGUUCAACAACAGAAAGAGGCAAGCCCGGAGAAUAAUAAAGGACUUAACUGGAAUGAAUGCAGUACUUAUCAUCCCAUGGAUCUUGCACAAAAGGAUCAAGAUAAUCUUUCUCCAGAGAAAGUUCAUCCUCCAUCGCUACCCAAGCUUCCAGAACCGAAGGUUGAAUUCGACGAGGAUGAAGUGGGAUCGGUUGAGCGGUUCCGACAGUUUACACCGUCUGCCACAGAUCAGACCGAGGAGCGGCUGCAGUCUGCCCCAGCCAUGGAGAUAGCUUAUGAGAAUUACCAGAUGAAACAAUUCCUGGAAGUUUUAUUGAGGACAGGAAAUGUCCAGCGGAAAGAUGACAUCAUGCAGCACUUUUCCCGUGGGGGGCGUCCGGAGGAUGGAGGGGGCACCUUCUCGAAUAUGAUGGAUGUCCAGAGCGAUUGGUAUGGGGAAGAUGCAGGGAAUGGGAUAAUUGUGCCAAAAAAGAUCUACAAGUGUCCAUUUUGCACCUACACAGCAAAGCAGAAAGGGAUCCUGAAGCGACACAUGCGUUCCCACACAGGAGAGCGCCCAUACCCUUGUGAGACCUGUGGAAAGAGAUUCACCAGACUUGAGCAUCUUCGAAGUCAUGCUUUAAGUGUGCACCGUUCUAACAGACCAAUUGUCUGCAAAGGAUGCAGGAGAACCUUUACCAGCAACUUGCAGCAUGGAGCAAGGCGGCUUGGCCUCUGCGAUAGCUGCACGUGUGUGAUGACAACGAAUGAGGAAGCAUCUCCAGUCAAUCUAAGCCAGACUGAGCAGGGUUUGGAAACCCAGGAGAAGGAGGACAAAGAUGCUAACUGGCCUGUGUACAUAGAAUCAAGUGAAGAAAAUGAGUCUGCUGGAGACAAUGUGGACGACAAGCAACAGAUUCAGAGAAGUUUGACAGAUAGUGAAGGAUUUAUUUAGUGACACAGUUUAUUCCCUCCACUCCAGAUGGGUUGCAAAUGUUCUUCCCUAAGCAUCAUGAUAAGCAAGUGCAGUAAUGUACCAUUAUAGUGUUGGAACCUUCAAGGCCAAAGAAACUCCAGCCAAUAUAGAUCCCUUAUUAAUUUUCAAAUGGGGUAUCAACAGUUGGAAUGGACCUCUGCCCAAGGAAUCCAAUUAGAAGUUGGUAAACUGGACAGAAGAAUAAUACAGAAUGGUUGCCAACCUGAAUGGAGGAAGCUGGGAAGCCUCUUUCUGUGACAAUUCCUUAAAUAGAAAGAGCCAAAUAUCUGCUGGUACAACCAAAGUAAAAUCCAGAGCCAAUUCCCUUUCAGCAUUUGCUGAUUAUUACUGCUUGAGAAUAUUUUUCCCAAAAGAAACUCCGCAAAUACAAUGGGACUGUGCUAAUUCUACUUUAAGUGACUUGUUCAAAGCAAAUACAUUUUGGUUGACUAUGCCAUUGGCUAAUCACUUAGUUCAAGAUCAAACAACUUGUAAUGUUCUGCAUUGAAUAGAUUUGUGGAUAAACGUUUUAUUUUAAAAAGCACUAAAGUGGUGGUGUUAGUGCAUUCAGAUCUUCACCUUUGAAUUUUAUGUGGAUGUUUUCUAACUUGUACUUGGUGAACAUUGUGUUGAUGUUCCUUCGGUUGAGUAAAAAGUCAGUUCUCCAAGACUUUUAUUUAGGGGCCAAUAGCCAGACCAACUGGAUAGCCCAGUCCUGGCUGCGAUACUGAACAUUCUUUAAUCACUAUAUGCCACAAAUGAAGGCAGGCAAGUUGGACUUCAGACAACUGAAGAAAUUUCUCCAGCACUUGAUAUAUUUAUGAUAAUUGUAACCAUUCUCAUUAUCGUCUUUUUCUGUUUAUGUUUUUUUAUUGUAAGGGGUGGGGGGGGGAAAUAUGUCCCCAAUCCUGGAAGCCCGCAGGUUCAGUUAAACAGUAAUGAACUGCUGUAAUGCCGAGAGCUCGAUGAACCCUAUUCUUCACAAUAGAAAAUAAAAUUCAAGGGCUAGAAAAUAGUAUUUAAACGCAACUUGGAAAAGAAGCUGAACCUUGUCCAAUAUAAAACACUGUUUUGAUGUAUCAGAACUGCUUUAAACUGCAAUAAUUUUUAAUUCACAUUUGACCUCUCAAAGGGAACAAGUAGAAGACUAAAAUGCUUACCUGAAAGGUCUCCUCACCAUUGUCUCUCUGACAGAUUAUAUUGCUAUUUGAUAGCCCGACAUCAAUAAAUUGUCAAUGUUUGUGUGGUCCACAUAAUAAUAGGGUGGAAGCAAGGACCCUGUGAUUGAUGCAUCAUUCCUUUGGUGUCAAGAUGUUUGCUGUUUUUAAGCUCAUCUUUUUAAUAACUGAUUGGAUGUGAUUUUAAUGUAUGUGUGCAUGUUAUAAAGUUUGUUCUCAGCUGUAAUGAGUCUAAUGUUCUUUGAUUAGGUACAGAGAAUCUUUUAAUCAUGCUGCACUAAUCUUGGAAUAUGAAGAAAAAGAAUGAUAGUAUGUUCCUUUGUCCCCCCAACCCCAAUGCUAUGGGUUCAAAUAUAUUCUCACCCCAUAGUACAUGUGCAAAAACCUGUUUUGUAAAUUUUUACUUGUUAUUUAUCGACACAAAUUUAUUUGCAACACAAAAUUGUUAUUAAUAAGGCUUUUGACGUACCAAAGGAUCUCAGCAAGCUUCAUAGUAAUGUUAAUGAACAAAAUUUGACACCAGACUGCAUAAUGAGAUAUUAGGUGAAGAAAAUGAAAACUUGCUUGAUACUUUUUCCUUGUUUGAGAAGGAAAGAAACAGAAGAAUGGAGAGGUUUGAGGGUAGGAUCCCAGAACUGAAGACAUAAUCCACACUUGUGGACUGAUUUUAGUAUUUAAUCUGCAAGCCACUUCAAGGGGUGUGGGGGAGGGCUGAUAGUGUAGCUUGCUAGAAGCUUGAAUGGUCUGGAUGGACUCCAGUGAUUAUAAUAAUAGAUUCAUUUAGUUUAACUGACCUUUUUUUGGCCUGUUUUGCAUUGAGAGGAAAAUAGAUCAAGUAAGUUGGUAAUCUUUUAAUUCUGACACCUGGAUAUUAAAUCCAGCCGAGAGAAAUGGAAUUUAUCUCUCACCUAACUGUUUCCAUUGAUGGUAAAUGUGACUGUAUGGCCAAUAAAUUAUGGGUCAUUUGUGCAGUUUUAUUUAGGUACAGAUGAUGUGAGGGAAGUUGUGCUAUUGAAUAGGUGAUCUAAUCAAGUUUAGAAUCACACCACCAACAUAUGCAACCAAUGAAAUUGCCCACUCUGCUGGCAGAGUCAAGUGGAAACUUAAGUAUGUGGAUGAAAACGAAUUUUUAAUCUACACCUAUAUUUGUUAUAAUGAUGUUACCGGGGGAGCAAAUAGUUGCAUAUUAGAUUAGCUACUAGCAAUCAGUUCAAAAUGUAAGACUCUAGAUCUGGAGAGAAAUUUCCCUUGUGCUGGUGCAGAGUUAAUGGAUCUUUACUGGUAAUGAACCCGUAUGUUGUUCCAUGUUUGACAUGGUAUCCAAGAAAUUCCAUUUGCACUUCGAAUCAAUACAACUUCAAAGCUUUCUGAAGAAUUUUUAUUAAUUAAGCUUAAACAUUCUAGAAUUGUUGCUUUAUAACAAAUUUCGGUUUCCUGUACAAUUUUCUACUAUGUCUUCAGUUUCAAGUACAAAUUGAUGCAUGAUACCGUUCAGUAAUCGUGCUGUUAAGCAGGCCGGUGGUGUAGUGGCAUCAGCACCGGACUUUGAGGCAAAUGAUCCCGAGUUUGAAUCCGGCCGGCUCCUAGCAACUCGACCUCGUAAGAAAACCCCAUAAGGGCAAUGGCAAGAAAUGCCGCCUGAUGCGCCACAAGGCGUGAAAAGGAACAACUCCAACAGCACAGUGCUGUUGAUGUGUCCAUAACAAAUGGAUAAUUCUUCCUGUGGUCAACUGUAAGGAAUAAAGGAUGAGUGGGGAGGACGGGCUGCUGUCUUUAAUAAGAUUAUUACUAACCUGAUUGUAAUCUCAAUCCAGUCUCUCCUAAUAAGAGGAAAUAUGCCAUAGCAUAAAAAUACUUGUUUAUGAAUAAAAUUCCUUGCAGUGAAAUCCAUAAAAGUCAGUAAUGAUUGUUGUGUUAUGCAUAAACAUAUGACCUGAGGAGCAGUAUACUGUAAAGAAGAUGGGUAUUCUCGCCCAUCGAUCUGUGGCUAUUGAGUAACAUUGGCUCCCUGUUGAGCAAUGCCUUAAUUUUAAAAAAAAUCUUGUGUUUUCAAAUCCUUACAGUGUAUGACCUUGUCUCUAAUUCUUAUAAACCUCUUCAGCUCUACAACCACUGAGAAAUCUUUGUACCUCCACUCUUGACUUUUUGAUCCUCAAAUUGAAAUAUCAAAACAUUAAUGGCUGUCUCACCAACAAUGCUGCCAAAGUUCUAAUUACUUGAAUUCCAACUCUAAAUCAUCCAGCUUUUCUUUAUUCCUUAAAACUUAUGUUUUCAAUUAAACUUUUACUCAAACAUUGGUAUCUCCUUUUGCGGCUUGGUGUCAAAUUUUACCUUUGAGUAUUUUGCUAUGUUAAAGGUAAUAUAACUACAAAUUGUGUUUGAUCUUAAUGUUUCAGUUGCUAUGAAUAGUACAAUAAAAGAACACAGCCCCACUCCACAAUUCAAGUACUCUCAAUCUCAUUGGAUAACGUCAUAAAAUUUAGAGAUUAAUAUCCUUUUUGAAUGUUCUUUAAAUUUUAAGGUGUACUUUAACCUCCUCGCAAAAGAGGGUGCUGUCUUUAAAAAAUGAUCAAAAGACCUUGUACAAUUUGUAUGGGCUCCAAGUGCAGAAUUAAUGCAAAGGCACAUUUCGUAAUAGCAGAAUUGUUUUUGGAAUUGCAAAAUUUGUACUGACAACAAGUAAGAAUAUUUUUAAAAAACAGAGAAAGAAUGGAUUAGUUUUCCUCAACCUCCCAUGUUAGAGUCUUCUGGAGAAGGAAAAGAAUUUAUGCCUCUGAUUACAGUCAUUCUGAAAACUAUUAACUCCUACAUAUGAGAUUCAGAAACUUGGUAACUGAUGUUUAUCUGAAAGGAUUCUACUUUUGGUUCAAUUAUUGGCCACUUUUGAACCCUUUUUUUCCACCUUAGGAUCACAUACUUCAAUAUUUCAUAUUGUUUGACUAGAAUAUUCAUUAGGCAACUUCCCAGCUUCUCUCUAUAGUUGCUUUUCUAUUUUAGCCACUAGGAUAUUUGCAUGCACAACUUGAAAUGCCCAUUCUUUUUUAUACUUUAUCUCUUCCCCCAACAGUUCAGUAACUCCCUAUCCCUCUGUUCUCUUUUGCAAAACUGUUCCACCCAAAAUCCUGUGUCACUUCUCUGGUCAAGACUUUUCCCCUGAAAGGAAAAGUGCAUUUAAAUGGGAUUACAUUUUUAACUCCACACUGAUUUAGAAAAUUUGAUGCCCACUGCAAUCUUGCCUACACAAACAGUAAUUCCACGUUGUACAUCUUAAGUUUGGAGUUUGUAUCUGCUUUCAACUGCACAUGACUCUUAAGGAGAAAAAGACUGAUCCUGGUGGCAACUCAGCAGUGUAUAGGAUAAUGACGUGACUUGAUGGCGACUUUUUUUUAUGUGAACCUGUUUUUGAAUGUGUUAUCCUAUUUCCUUAAAGAAAAGAUCUUUUUCCACCCUUCACAUCUUAAUGAACCAUCUGUUUUUGGUGCUUCGGUGCUGAAUUUCAUAGAUUGUGACCAUGUGGACAUUGUUGGCGUCAAUGUGCCAGUAGGUGCAAUGGAAUUGUAAAUUCAAGUAUUUUAUGAUCAUUCAACAAUAUGGCAGUUUCUAACUUUUUCUAAAUUUAAAUUUCUGUUAACUAUUUCAAAUGUCAGCUGGAAAAAAACUGGUAUCUUUUGUGCAACGUGGACAUCUUUAAUUGUUUCCAUAAUCUAAAUAACCAAAAUAAAUGUGACCUAGUGCUUAGAAGAUUAGCUACAUUGUAGCCA
Mobula hypostoma (lesser devil ray) is the source of this 6507-nucleotide messenger RNA. RefSeq names its product zinc finger and BTB domain containing 8B (gene zbtb8b). Gene Ontology annotation, molecular function: DNA-binding transcription factor activity, RNA polymerase II-specific; protein binding; RNA polymerase II cis-regulatory region sequence-specific DNA binding. Bases 126 to 1547 code for a protein of 473 amino acids. NCBI's taxonomy places the organism in Eukaryota, Metazoa, Chordata, Chondrichthyes, Myliobatiformes, Myliobatidae. The record is from RefSeq and is a predicted model, not a curated record. The transcript has 4 exons. Gene Ontology annotation, biological process: regulation of transcription by RNA polymerase II.